AUGAAUGGCCUCAAUGCGCCACUGUCUCCUGUCUCUGUAGGCGGUAGCGAGUGGUCUUAUCCCACCAACACCGACAAAAACACAUAUCCAAACAACCGCGGAGACAUCACCACACCACCCGACUCGGCUGGUGCUGUCAGGGCGAUGAAUGGGAACUUCCCACCGGGGCCCAGGAGCGUCGGCGGUCCCUCCCCGCCUCCCUCUGUCGGCCGAUCCAGUGCCGGCACCAACCUAUACGCAAGGAGUGAGAGUGGCAGAAGCCAAGUCGUGAGGGAUGACUUGGGCGGCCAUGAGAUGGUGCUCGCUGAGCACUAUGUCUCACUCAAGCGAUUUCUGUCAGCGACUUCGCGUGACGGCAACCCGAAGCCACCACCGAACAAAGCUCGCGACAAGCUGCAGCGCCUUACUGGGGUUCAGUUUCUCGAGCUCAGUACCGACGUCUUUGACGAGCUGAAGCGACGUGAGACAACAGCUCGUAGACCCCCCAAUGCUCCUCCAGGAUCCGGUCCACCUGAUUAUCUAUUACCUGAGGACAACUUCCACCCCAAGCGAAACCAAGCGCGCCAAAAACUUUCGUCAUUGGGCCCUCCACGCUUCCGCGAUCUGGCCACCGAUGUCUUUUGCGAACUGGAGAGGAGGUUCCCACGCUUCGCGGCUGGGGAUAUCCCCCGUGUUGGCAGCCCAGUAUCAGUACGCGGAGGUCCCAUCAGCCGGUCGCAAACACCGGUAAGCGGAAUGAAUGGCGGGUUCCCUCCUCGGGGUCAGAGCCGUAGACGCCCUUCAGAAGCCAGCUCAAUACGAAGCGGACGAGGGAUGCCUACUCCUCUCGGCAGCGGCUUCCCUAUCCCACCUUCUCCAGGCCUGCCGCCGAAUGGCAAUUAUGGACAGCCGAUUGCGAAGCAGUUCCAGAACAACACCAUUGUGCCUAACAAGAGCACCAUGGUGGAGGAGGACGAUGAUGCCAUCAGCCCCAUGAGUCCCGAUCCUGCCGGAUCUGAUGCCUAUGGCAUGAACAGGUCAAUAGACCGUGAUAGCAAACGAAGUGCUGGCGCAUCCGAGGUAGGCUCAUUUUCACCCGAGGUUUUCGGGAAACAAACUAAUCAUGGUAUGCAGACGGACAAGAAACUUCUUGAGGAUUAUGAGCAGCAAGUUAGGGAUUUGCGUGAGAAACUGGACAGCAUGGAGGAUGCACUUAAGAAGAAGGAUGACGACCUCAUGAACGCUCUAGAUGGGGAACGUUCCCGAGCCACGGCUUCUAAUGCUGAGAAGAGGGAAUGGGAUGACGCCCGCGCCGAACUGGAGAAUAAGCUUGCUCAAGUGGAGGAAUUGAACGAGUCGAUGAAGAGGGAGCUGGACAGGACCAGGGACGAACACGAUGAGGAAAUUCGCCAACUUCGAGAACAGCUUGACGAAGCUCGCGCCGGCGCCAACGCACAGUCAAACGGCAUGGCUGACGAGGAAUUAAAACGCGAGAACAGGGCUCUGCGUGCGGCGUUGGAGGAGCAAGAGCAGGUGACAGAGGAGGUUCGUCGUGAGGCCCAGGGGUUCCUGAUGGAGAUGCGCAAUAUUUCCCAGCAAAGCGGUGCCUCGUGGGAAAGGCAGUCGGAACUGGAGAAGACGAUCGAAAUGUUGGAGAAGGAGGUCCGGGACUGGAGGAAUCGCUACGCCCGCGCCAAAACUCAGCUGCGGGAUCUACGUGGGUCUUCGGAGGGCAUUCCAAUGCAACAGGACGCUGGGAAGUUUGUGCGCGAGAAGGGCUUCACGCAAGACGAUGGGCUGGUCAAGGACGUCCAUGUCACCAAGUUCCAGAUCGCCAUUGACGAGCUGUUGCAACGGGCGCGCGUGGAUGACCCGGAGCGCGUGAUUGACUCUAUGAAGGCAGUUGUGGUAAGCGUCCGACGGAUCACUAAGGAUAUCGACGAGUCGGCAAAGAACAACAUCGAGCUUGCGCAGCAAAACCAGAAGCUCAAGGCCCGAGUAUCCCCCGCAGCCAACAAUCUUAUUACUGCCUCCAAGUCUUUUGCUAGCUCGGCUGGAAUUGCGCCAGUGACUCUCCUCGAUGCUGCUGCCUCUCACCUGGUCACGGCUGUUGUUGAGCUCCUCCGAGCUGUCAAGAUUCGAUCUACCCCGGAUGGUGAAUUGGAAGAUGACGAUGACGACGGCACGGUUACUCCUGUUGAAUCGGCCAGCUUCUUUUCGCCACGAAGCAAUGGGCAGAGCCAGGCCUCCCGAGCUGAGGAUUCUCUUCAGCGCCCACCACCUUUCCGCGGCCUAGGCGCCGCCGGAAGCCGAGCCAGCAUGGACUCGUCUGCGUACAGCCCGGUCAACUCACCUCGUGAAUCCUACACCCACGGACAGAUGGCCAACGGAUCCAUGACAAACGGCAACGGAGGCGGCCACGGCAACCUGAACAAGGCUGUGAACGGAAACGCCAACGGCAUGUACAACAACGCACGCCAACAACGCGACACUCGGGCGGAGGACCUCAAGAUCUACCUCGAAGACCAGACGGCGGUGCUCGUGCAGACGAUCCAGGACCUUGUGCAGCUGAUACGCAACGACGCGGACAUUAGCCAGGUCACGGAGGAGAUCAACACGAUUGUGGAUGUUGUCGGCCAGGUCGUGUCCGAGACGGAGUCGACUGGUGGCAAUGGUGUCGAGCUUGUCAGGCGUCUUUCUGCCUGCCGGGAGCGGCUGAUGGAGGCGGGCAAGCGCGGUUUGGAUCUUGCGGCUGCGGGCAACGAUAGUGCCAGUCGGGAGUGGAGGAUGUGGACGCAGACGUUGCCGCCGAUUGCGUUUGAGAUUGCGAGGGAGACGAAGGAGCUGGUGCAGAGGGUUGAUCAGUUGGUGAUGGAUGAUGGCGGGGAUGCCGAUGAUUUUGCAUGA
Molecule: messenger RNA, 2886 nt
Organism: Podospora anserina S mat+
Lineage: Eukaryota; Fungi; Ascomycota; Sordariomycetes; Sordariales; Podosporaceae
Exons: 1
Coding region: 1-2886 (961 amino acids)
Cellular component (GO): actomyosin contractile ring; cell cortex of growing cell tip
Molecular function (GO): MAP kinase scaffold activity
Source: RefSeq, a predicted model, not a curated record